Messenger RNA from Notodromas monacha, 2159 nucleotides. Lineage: Eukaryota; Metazoa; Arthropoda; Ostracoda; Podocopida; Cyprididae. The record is from the annotation of a GenBank genome assembly.
AUGUUGUUGCUGUCUCCGUGUGCAAUGCUAGAACAAUGGGUCUCUCGUGGUCCCCAGACUCCGCCUUAUGUGAUGUGGAAGGAGAACAAGGACGACCUGGUGGGCAACGACAAGUUUGAAGGCUUCUGCAUCGACCUGAUCCACGAAAUAUCCAACAUUUUGCAAUUCAACUACACAUUCCGGCUUGUCAAAGAUGGCAAGUAUGGCUCGAGAGACAAGGAAACCGGCGAGUGGAACGGCAUGAUUCGUGAACUGCUUGACAGAGAGGCGGAUUUGGCAACAGCAGAUUUGACAAUUAGCUAUGAAAGAGAGGAAGCGGUUGACUUCACAAUGCCUUUCAUGAAUCUGGGUAUUGGAAUAUUGUACAAAAAACCUGCCAAGAAAGCUCCCAACUUGUUCAGUUUUCUCUCCCCAUUGUCUCUGGAUGUCUGGAUCUACAUGGCUACAGCGUACCUUGGAGUAUCUGUCAUGCUUUUUGUUAUAGCGAGGUUCACGCCCUACGAGUGGGACAACCCCCAUCCUUGUGUGCAAAAUCCCCCAGCAUUGGAGAACCAGUUUUCUUUGCUAAAUUCCCUCUGGUUCACGAUUGGGUCUCUCAUGCAACAAGGAUCCGAUGUCGCUCCAAAGGCUGUGUCAACUAGAAUGGUGGCAGGAAUGUGGUGGUUUUUCACCCUGAUCAUGAUCUCGUCAUACACUGCCAACCUUGCUGCUUUCUUGACAGUGGAGCGAAUGGAAUCUGCCAUUCAAAGUGCAGAGGAUUUGGCAAAACAGACCAAGAUAAAAUACGGCAGUAUGGGAUCAGGAUCCACCAAAGCUUUUUUCAGAGACUCAAAGAUAGAGACAUACCAGCGAAUGUGGAACUUCAUGGACAGUUCGAGACCCACAGUGUUCACCAAGAGCAAUCAGGAGGGUGUUGAGAGGGUUAAAGCAGGCGGUUAUGCUUUCCUCAUGGAGUCCACUUCAAUCGAAUACGUGAUUGAGAAGCACUGCGAACUGAUGCAAGUCGGUGGACUGCUUGACAACAAGGGUUACGGAAUCGCUCUGCCUCCAGGUUCCCCGUACACAUCGGCCAUCAGUAGUGCGAUUUUGCAACUGCAGGAGAAGGGUUGGUUUCUUCAGCUGAAGACCAAGUGGUGGAAGGAGAAGAACGAAGGCGCCGGAAACUGCGACACUGAAGCUAGCAAGGCAAGCAGCAGUGCUGCCAGUGAAUUGGGUUUAGCAAACGUGGGCGGAGUUUUCGUGGUGCUCAUGGGUGGCAUGGGCGUGGCUGUGCUGAUCGCACUGUGCGAAUUCGUGUGGAAGUCCCGCAAACUCGCCAUGGAAGAAAAUGAAUCUCUUUUCGAAGAGAUGGGCAAAGAGUUGAAAUUCGCUUUCCGCUGCCGCGGGUCGACGAAACCCAUUCCCAAGCACCAAACCCUCAAGCUGAGCAGCUCCCAGGCCAACUUGAGUCGGCAGCAGUCGCAGAAGCAGAAGCAGCAACGACAAGCAGCCCUGUCCAGACAGGCCACAGUGGAAGACGACGACGAGGACGACGACCUGAUUGACGAAGAGCUGCGGCUGUCGUCGCCGCCGCCGCCGUCGCACGCGUUGGCGGAAGAGGCGGCGCGGGCCAUGUUGCCGCCUCCACCGCCGCCGCCGGCGGCUGGAUUCUACCUCGGCGGCGGCUCGUCUCGAUCCCCGAUGGGCAUCAUGAUGCGACCUACGACCUUCGCUGGCGUGAGAAGGGAAUUCAUCUCGUAGCCUCGAUGAUGACGAUGACGAUAUACAGUAUUACACUGGGAUCGGGAGAAAUAUAAAGGCGGCCCUUCUUUUUUUUUUUUGCUUCCGACGUACGGAGGGUUUCCCCUUUAUGAUGAUCUUUGUUGUCUGGAAUUUUCCUGCCUAUAAUAAUGUAAGAUAUUCGUUGAUUUUUCUCGAUUGCAAUAAUUUUUUAUAAAGGAAAAGGCUGAUAUUCUACUGAGAGUCAAGACUGUUUUCUCUUUUUUUCGAAUUUUGAGGGUUUUCCCAGUUGGACACGACCUCUGAUAUUUCAAAAGUAGGCGUGAUUGUAAAAUAAAAUCAUGCUGUAUAGCCUAUGAUGUUCUAAGGUUCUAAGAUUUUUAAAAAUAGUUUUUCAAUGCAUUGUAUGAUGAAAAGAGAAAACUUUACUGCGAAGGCCC